Messenger RNA from Etheostoma cragini (Arkansas darter), 2548 nucleotides. It is a transcript of the gene slc25a34, whose product is annotated as solute carrier family 25 member 34. Bases 498 to 1523 code for a protein of 341 amino acids. NCBI's taxonomy places the organism in Eukaryota, Metazoa, Chordata, Actinopteri, Perciformes, Percidae. The transcript is spliced from 6 exons. The record is from RefSeq and is a predicted model, not a curated record.
ACCCCCCUCUUUGACCAACCAUAACCUUUUACCCAGAGAGCUGCUAUAGGACCAGAGCUGGGGGCAGUUUAGAGUUUAGAGCCAUUUGAUUGGUGCAGCAUCGGGCAUAUGGCGAGGUAGAGAGGACUCAAACUGCAUUGGCUCUGGUAGGAGUGAAUGGGAGGAGACUUUCACAAUGAAUGUGCUGAAGACACAUGUUUACAAUGAUGGAGAAGAGAGGAAAAAUGGAUCUGCACAUGAUCACCAGAACACUAUGGUGCCACUUUUAAACAGACUGACAGAAAAACAUUGCAGAAGGACACCAAAGAGGCGCAUUGACCUGCAGUUUCAAGGGAAAAAUAUGACAAGAUAUUAGAUGAGUUAUCACACAGCUGAUAGCAUUUGUUUCUGACUUUUUCUGACUGUUCUGUACCAAGUACAACACCCACUUCUUGUUCCCGAACAAACUGACACAAGGGGGACAAGUCAUCACAAGGACUACCAAGCAUUCCCCAGGGAUGACCAGUGCUCAACUGUUGAACACUUCACCAGAAGAGUCUGUGUUUGGUGCCCAGCCUUCCAGGAUGGCAUCCACUGGCGGUGUCCUCGGCGCCUCGCCUCCCCCUGCAGCUGUCCGGCCUCCUCUUGACUUUGCCCUUGGCGCUCUUUCCUGCUGCGCAGCCUGUGUUUUCACCAAUCCCCUGGAGGUUGUAAAGACCCGUCUGCAGCUUCAGGGAGAGCUGCGUGCACGGGGGUCCUACCAGAGACACUAUCGUGGAGUUCUGCAGGCCCUCUGGGUGGUGGGCCGCACAGACGGGCUCCGGGGCCUGCAGAAGGGCCUCUCAGUUGGGCUGAUUUACCAAGGUGUGAUGAACGGUGUGAGGCUGGGCUCCUACUCCUACUGUGAAGCUCUGGGUUUCACCUCGUUCCAUGGGGGGAGUCUGCUGUCGGGGGCAGGGGUCGGGGCACUGGGUGCCUUAAUUGCUUCUCCUGCCUACCUGGUGAAGACCCAGCUGCAGGCUCAGACUGUGGAAGCCAUCGCAGUAGGCCAUCAGCAUAAGCAUCUGGGAGUGUCUGACGCAUUUGUUACCAUCUACAGAAGAGACGGUUUAAUUGGUCUUUGGAGGGGUGUGAACGGGGCCGUACCUCGAGUGAUGGUGGGAUCAGCUGCUCAACUGGCAACAUUUACCUCAGCCAAGGACUGGGUGUCACAUUCCCAGUGGUUUAGUCCAAACAGCUGUCUUACGGCUUUGAUAGCCGCCAUGAUCAGUGGAGUCGCUGUGGCGAUCACCAUGACACCAUUUGACGUCAUUAGUACACGGCUCUACAACCAGCCAGUGGAUGAGUUUCAUAAAGGCCGUCUGUACAAUGGAUUUUCUGAUUGUAUGCUGAAGGUGUGCCAAGCUGAGGGCCUGCUGGGGUUGUAUAAAGGCAUGGGCCCUGUCUUUGUGCGCUUGGCCCCACACACAAUGCUCAGCAUGCUGUUCUGGGAUCUCAUGAGGCAACAGACAGUGAAGAACCACCAGAGCCAAGGAAUGAGCUAAAACAUCCCUGUGCAUGAUUGACUGGACUCAGUCACAACAAUUGAAGUUGAAGCAGAACGAUAGAUAAGAAGUUUGAUACAAUUUUCAUGUCUGUACAGUAAAUAUGAAGCUAUACAACCAGCAGCUUAGCAGAAAUACUAUAAACAGGAGAAACCGCUCGUCUGGCUCUGUCAAACUGUAAUAAAAUCCACUCAGCAGCACCUCUGAAACUCACUAAUUAACAUAAAUAUAUCUGAAGUGUUGCUUUACAGGAGUUAAUCAUGACAGCAACCUCCUGAAGGCUCUGCUGUCAACUGCUAAAGGCCAAGAAACAUAACUCCCAUUCAUAAAAUGGAAAAUUGUCGUUUUCACUCUUUUUUUAGUGGGCUGUCUAGGUGCUGGUGGGUAGAUUUUAGAAUGUAUCUUUAUUGUCAUUGUUUCACAACAACGAAGCACAGUUUAGCAGCUCUCAGUUUAAAAAACAGACAAAUAAAUAAACAUGAUGAGGUGGCACUAUAUUUUUGUAGUUUUGGACAGAUCCAGGCUAAGUGUUUCGCCCUGUUUCCAGUUUUUGUGCAAAGCUAGGCUAACCACCCACUGGCUGUAGCUUAUAUACUGUUAAGGCAUUAGUGGUUGAUCUGCUCAUCUAACAUCAGAAAGUGAAUAAGCGUAUUUAGAACAGUUAAGAGACUCACUACCUCUGAAGCAAAGCAGAUUGAUGACCAUUAAAGCACUUGAUGAAGAUGGGCACACAUUGCACAGGCUCUAAUUUCAACCUCAGGAGUUCCUAUCAUAUUUCUUAAAUGCAUGAAAAUGCUGUUUAACUCUCAGGUUUUACCUUUUAAUACCUCAGUUGAUCAAUUUACAAGCAGUGUCUCGGGCUUUCAUAUGUCCUCUUGCAGCAAAGCUAAGCACAGUAAGAUUCACGUGGCUUGCGGCCAUAUCAAUUGAUGCCAACUCACAGAUGCAGAUGAGAUGAAGAAGUUUGGAUUAUUAAAACGUAAACACUGUAUUCCAUGUUUGUAGCUGUGAUUUUUCACACCUUA